Messenger RNA from Lentinula edodes (shiitake mushroom), 759 nucleotides. Its product is annotated as adenylate kinase 1. Bases 1 to 759 code for a protein of 252 amino acids. The transcript is spliced from 6 exons. NCBI's taxonomy places the organism in Eukaryota, Fungi, Basidiomycota, Agaricomycetes, Agaricales, Omphalotaceae. Gene Ontology annotation, cellular component: cytoplasm; mitochondrion. Gene Ontology annotation, molecular function: ATP binding; AMP kinase activity. The record is from RefSeq and is a predicted model, not a curated record. Gene Ontology annotation, biological process: ADP biosynthetic process.
AUGAACACUGAACUGGAAUACCUCAAAUCCCUAGUCGCGCAACUCAAUGAUAAAAUCCAAGCUUUGGAGGGGAAAGCUACCUCUUCAAAGCCUUCGCCUGCGGCACAACUUCGGACAAUCCUAAUGGGUCCUCCUGGAGCUGGUAAAGGAACACAGGCUCCGCUCAUCCGCGACAAGUUCUGCGUAUGUCACCUUGCUACUGGAGACAUGUUGCGUGAACAGGUAGCCCGGAAGACCAAGCUUGGUUUGGAAGCGAAAAAGAUUAUGGACGAAGGAGGUCUGGUCCCAGAUGAAGUUAUGGUUGGGAUGAUCAAGGGCGAACUGGAUACUAACGAGGCGUGCAAAAACGGUUUUGUCCUCGACGGCUUCCCUCGCACCGUUCCCCAAGCUCAGAAAUUAGACGGCAUGCUCGAGUCGCGGGGGGAAAAACUUGAUUCAGUCAUUCAACUCUUGAUUGACGACAGUCUACUCAUCUCGCGAAUUACCGGAAGAUUAAUCCACCCAGCUAGUGGACGGUCGUAUCAUCGCGAAUUCAACCCACCCAAGAAACCAAUGGUCGACGACAUCACCGGAGAACCGCUGAUUCAACGUUCAGAUGAUAACGUCGAGACAUUACAAAAGAGACUGAAAACCUACCAUUCCCAGACUGGCCCUGUAGCAGAAUAUUACAAAGGUAAAGGCCUAUGGCAUGGUAUUGAUGCAGCUCAAAGCCCAAGUGUCGUAUGGGACAAUUUGCGGGGAGUGUUCCGCGGGAAUUAG